Molecule: messenger RNA, 1449 nt
Organism: Rhopalosiphum padi (bird cherry-oat aphid)
Lineage: Eukaryota; Metazoa; Arthropoda; Insecta; Hemiptera; Aphididae
Exons: 4
Coding region: 459-1154 (231 amino acids)
Molecular function (GO): protein binding
Source: RefSeq, a predicted model, not a curated record
AUUGAAAUUAGCUAUUUAUAAUAAAUUUAAUUUAACAAUAACUAUUGUUCUAUAUUCUAAAAUACCAUUAAGUAUUAGUUUAGUACCAUUGUCUAUUGUUAAUAUUGUUAUUUUUACGAUGUAAAUUGUUUUUUUUAUUAUUUAUACAUUUAAUUUUAACUAUUCAAUUAUUAUAUGUUAACUUCAAAUUUUAUUCAUUACGUGCGAAUUUAUGAUACAAAAUAUCGAUACAUACCUAAUGUCGUACAACAUAUUGUAAUACAUCAAUAUUCAAUAAUUAAUUCGACUAAUAAUUAAAAUUCCGUUGUGAAAUUACAGUCUUCAGGGCUAACUUAAACUAACAUUUAGUGGAUUGUUUUUCUUAUCGAGGUAAUUUCAUCUUAAAUUUACAUUACAGCAUUUUAUAUUCCUGUUGUCCUAAUUUUUAAAUUAAGAUUUUACAGAUAAACAGAAUUAAAAUGAAUAAUAAUAACUAUUAUUUGAAGAAAAAAGAUAUAAUUGUGAUAUUUGUUAAUUUAUUGGUGCUAUCCUUAGUCAUAUAUAUUUAUCAUGUUGUUCACGAUUUGAAAACUAUGCUUUCAAACGAGAGGUUAUGCAUACUAAAAACAUCUUCAAAGACUGACUUAACUGAAGGUGAUAUAGAUGAAAUUUAUUUUGACUUUUCCAAAAUGAAAAAUUUAAAUAUUAGACAUACCAGAUCGACCAAGUCUACAAAAUUUCAAAGUAUGUCCUUGUUCUACUUGGCUCAACCAAAUAUAGAUUUUGAACAAAAUGGUAGUAUCUUAGGGCCGUGGAUUUUGUCAAAUAAAAGUUUACCAGUUGACUCGUAUUCUCCCAUAAAAUUAACUUCAAGAAGAACUUUGUUAGAAAUAGUUGACCAAGGACUUUAUUUAGUUAACAUACAGGUUUAUUAUUUGUCAUCUACUAAGAGGAACAGUUUUUCUAUCACAAAAGUAACAGCUGCUUUAAAUGAAACAUUGUCUGUAUGUAGUGCAGUGGGUGUCUCUGGAACAGAAAUCUCAUGUUUCACAUCUAUUGUAGAGUAUUUUAAACCUGGAGAAUCAAUUUUAAUUAGACUUAGGGAAAUGUCUUCUGGUAUAAACCUUAACCGUAAAGCUUCUCACACUUACCUUGGCUUUACUAAGCUAUUGUAAUAAUUUCGUCUCUGUAAUACUGUGAUCAAAAUACCACUACUUUCAUAAUUUUUAAUAUAUAAUUUGAUUUAUAUUUCUAUUACUACAUUUUUUUUUUUUUAAUAAACAGUAUUAUUUUAAUCAUAAUAUUUUGUUAUAUUAAGGUUGUUUUUCAUAUUUUAAUUAUAUUUUAGGAAUAUAUCCUGGUAUACAUUUGUUUCUAUUCAUAUUUAUAUAUAAAUAUUGUUAAAAAAACAUUUAAAUAUAUGAUUAAGCCAUCUUAAGUUUAUUAGGAUUAUAACAAUACUGAUGACAA